Corvus hawaiiensis (hawaiian crow) is the source of this 2697-nucleotide messenger RNA. RefSeq names its product intestinal-type alkaline phosphatase-like. Gene Ontology annotation, cellular component: plasma membrane. NCBI's taxonomy places the organism in Eukaryota, Metazoa, Chordata, Aves, Passeriformes, Corvidae. Gene Ontology annotation, biological process: dephosphorylation. The coding region runs from base 1081 to 2697 and encodes 538 amino acids. Gene Ontology annotation, molecular function: alkaline phosphatase activity. The record is from RefSeq and is a predicted model, not a curated record. The transcript has 11 exons.
CCCUGCCUUCCCCUGCCUGCCACUUCCCAGGCACUAUGAAAUCCAAGCGGCCUCACUGCCUGUCCCAGCCUCAGAUAUGCUUGGCCAGAUGUGAAAUCAGAACAGAUGUUCCCAGGUCCUGAUCCAGCAGGUAUUCCCUCAGUCCCUCCAACUUCAUGAGAAGUCCCUGUGCGUCUCCACAUCAUCACAGGCAGUGGUUGGUGAAGGGAUUGACAUCUGGCAAGAAGGAAUGAAUCCAUUGUGCCAGGCAGGGAGGGAGCCCUGCAUCACUGUGCCCCAUCAGUGGUGACAGCAUGGCCCCAGCACCACCACAUCAGCCCUUUGCAGGAGCUGGCCAAACCCCGAGUGCCUGGAUCAGGAUGGGGGAUUAGGGUGGGGUACAAGACAGUUCCCAGGGGCUGGUGAAGCCAUCAAGGACACCUGUAGUCUCCAGGGGCUGUGCUCCUGUAGUGUCCUUCCAGGUGGCCUGGUGCAAUCACGGGUGGAUGUCACCCAAUGCUGGUGACAUGGGGCUGUUCCCUGCCCACAGCAGGUACCCCACUGUGCAGGUGUGCUGGCAUGGGCUGCCCCAGGGCACCCAGCCUGUCAGGCACCAGCUGUCCCAGGAGCUGACAGGCAGCGUGUAACUCUGUCUGCUGGGACGGACCAGAGGACACUGACACCAAAGCCAAGAUGUCCACCCCCUACCCCUCAGCCCAGUGUCCCCUCCUCAGGUUUGUCUCAGGGGAAACCAGGCAAAUCCAGCCUGGCCCAGCUCAGCCUGUCUGCAAAAACAGCCCUUUGCCCUGUGCCCUCCCUCCCACUCCCUGGGGUCCUGCAGGAAACCGCCCCCAUGGGAGCUGGGGCCCAGAGGUGCCCUGGUCCUUAGGGACAGGCUGGAGGUCCUGCCUUGCUGGUGGGGGAAGGGAUGGCCCCGGGGGGAGGGGGCUGGGGGCAUUGGGAGGGCCCUUGGAGGGCUGGGAGAUAGUCUGUGGUGAAUGUUAUCAGCCCAUCGUCUCACGGGACAGGGAAGAGCCAUAAAGGGCUGUCCCCUCACCCUGGACGAAGGCAGCAUUCCAGGAGGGAGCCAGGGUGGGCAGCAUGGGGCAGCCGCUUUCCCCUGGAACCUGCCUUCUCCUCUGCUUCCUCACCCAGCUCUCCACUGCAGCCUCCAGUGACAGGGGACAUGUGGGACAGUGGGAUGCUGAGAAGACCCCGGGCUACUGGAAUAAAGAGGCCAGGAGGAGGCUGGAGUUGGCCCUGGCCUUGCAGCCAGCGGCACAGCGGGCCAAAAACAUCAUCCUCUUCAUGGGUGAUGGCAUGGGGCUGUCCACCAUGUCAGCGGCUCGGAUCUACAAGGGGCAGCUGUCCGGUGGCUUGGGCGAGGAGAAUGUCUUGGCCAUGGAGACCUUUCCCCACAUGGCCCUGGCCAAGACCUACACCAUCGACCGGCAGGUGCCUGACAGCGCUGGCACGGGCACCGCCUACCUCUGUGGGGUGAAGGCCAACGCCAAGACUCUGGGACUGAGUGGGGCGGCCGUCUAUGGAAAAUGCCGCACCACCUUUGGCAAUGAGGUGGACUCCAUCCUGCACCGGGCCAGGCUGGCAGGCAAGUCUGUGGGCAUCGUGACGACCACGCGGGUGCAGCACGCGUCCCCCGGGGCAGCCUAUGCGCACUCGGCCAGCCGGGGCUGGUAUGCUGAUGCCAACAUGCCCAGGGAGGCCCUGCGGGACGGCUGCAAGGACAUCGCCUACCAGCUGGUGCACAACACUGACAUCAACGUGAUCCUGGGCGGCGGGAGGAUGUACAUGACCCCUAAGCGGACUCCGGACCCCGAGUACCCGGAGGACCCGGAUCAAAAUGGCACCAGGAAGGACGGCCGGGACUUGAUUGCUGAGUGGCUGAGUGCCAAGCAGGGUGCCCGCUAUGUCUGGGACAAGAAGGGCCUGGAUGCGGUUGAAGAUGACUCUGUGAGCCACCUUAUGGGCCUCUUUGAGCCCAAGGACAUGAGGUACGAGCUGAACCGCAACACAUCCACGGACCCCUCCAUCGUGGAGAUGACAGAAAAGGCCGUCCGCAUCCUGCGCAGGAACCCCAAUGGCUUCUUCCUCUUUGUGGAAGGUGGCAGAAUCGACCAUGGCCACCACAGUGGCCGGGCCAAGCAGGCGCUGAUGGAGGCUGUAAUGCUGGACCGGGCGGUGGCACGGGCGGGCGAGCUCACCUCCCCCACUGACACUCUGACCGUGGUGACGGCCGAUCACUCCCAUGUCUUCACCUUUGGGGGCAGCACACCACGUGGCAACUCCAUCUUCGGGCUGGCCCCCAAGAAAGCCAAGGACAAGCGAGCUUACACCAGCAUCCUCUAUGGCAAUGGUCCUGGCUACAGCAUCCGUGACGGGGCCCGUCCAGCUGCCAGCCUCCCUGCUGCAGAGGACAAGGACUACAGGCAGCAGGCAGCUGUGCCCUUGGAGACAGAGACUCACAGUGGGGAGGACGUGGUGGUGCUGGCCCAGGGCCCCAUGGCCCACCUCUUCCACGGGGUGCAGGAGCAGCACUACAUCGCCCACGCCAUGGCCUACGCCGCCUGCCUUGAGCCCUAUGCCACAGAGCCCGGGUGCAGGGCAGCCCGCAGGGCCUCCCAGGGCACACAGUGCUCCCCACAGCCCCUGCUUGCCCUCCUGGCCCUCUGCAUAGCUGCCCUCAUAGUGGGAGGCUGA